GCCACACUACCAGGAAGUGAAUCACCUGACAAAAAUGAAACAUUGCAACCUUUUUGCAUGUAGCUGUCAUUUGUAGCUAUUUAUUUCCGCCUCAAUUCCCGACACGAUUUUGAGACAAAUCUGGCACUUCGGUAGUCAUACAGUAAUUUGUGUGUUUGCGCCGUCGUUUUGGAGUUUGUACCACGUUGUUUAUCCGGAGUCAAUGGCCAGUGGAAUCCCAGAUGUGUCCGAGCUGGUGGCUGAGGCUCGGCGCACGUACGAGGAGGUUUUCGGGGGAGAGGCAGCCAAGGUGGCGGUGUGCGCCCCUGGAAGAGUCAAUCUGAUAGGCGAGCACACCGACUACAACCAUGGAUUCGUACUGCCGAUGGCGCUGCCCCUGGUGACGGUGGUGGUGGGGAGUCCAGCCUCCGGCCAGAGUGUCACCGUGGUAACAACAGCGAAGGAUGUUGAGGAGCCCAGGAGAGUGGACUUCAACCUGCCCAGCUAUGGCUCACCUCUGUCUCCAGGGUCACCCGGCUGGGCAAACUAUGUGAAGGGCGUUGUGCAGCAUUACAGGGCUCCCCCUGUCCCAGGCUUCAGGGCAGUGAUAGCUACCAGUGUCCCGCUGGGAGGAGGUCUGUCCAGCUCAGCCUCUCUCGAGGUGGCUUUCUACUUCCUGCAGCAGCUCAACCCAGAUGAUGGGGACAAUGUGGCAAAGGCAUUAGCAUGUCAGCUGGCAGAACACACCCAUGCAAGUGUGCCCUGUGGCAUUAUGGACCAGUUUGUGUCUGUUUUGGGCAGGGAGGCUCAUGCUUUGCUCAUUGACUGCAGGUCCCUGGUGGUGACCCCGGUUCCACUGGCAGAUCCAGGCCUGGUCAUCCUCAUUACCAACUCCAACGUCAAACACUCUCUUACUGGCAGUGAAUACCCAACCAGACGCAGACAGUGCGAGGAGGCGGCUUCCAUCUUGAGGAAAGCCAGCCUUAGGGAUGCUACCUUGAAGGAUCUGGAGGAGGGUAGAAAUCAAAUGGACGAUGUGACGUAUCGUAGAGCUCGUCAUGUGAUUGAGGAGAUAGAAAGAACUGUCCAAGCUGCCGAAGCGCUGAAGAGAGGGGCUUACAGAGAGUUUGGCAAACUUAUGGUGGAGAGCCAUAACUCCCUCAGAGAUUUGUAUGAGGUGAGCUGCAGGGAGCUGGAUGAGCUGGUCUCUGCAGCCAUGGAGGUUGAGGGGGUGUUUGGUAGCCGGAUGACAGGUGGAGGAUUUGGUGGAUGCACUGUGACUUUGCUGCAGGCCCAUGCCAUCGACAGGGCCAUACUCCACAUACAGGAGCGAUACAGCGGAAGCCCAACUUUCUACAUCACUGUUCCUUCAGAGGGAGCCCGGGUUCUCAGUCUUUCCUGACCUGAAAUACUGUCCCAGUACAUCUCUGCUGAAUGCCAUUCGUUCAAAAGAUGCAUUCCUCUUGUAUCGUUUACAAUUUGAUGAAGUUGUUUUCUCAGACAGCUUUGAUUUAAUUAUUACUGUUAUAAUAAGGUAGAAUGAGCACAAAUGAGCUAUGAAGGAGACUUGGCUGCUCAGCUGACAUACUGUGUGAAGGGAAAAAGUGCCUUGAUAAUAAAAACGCUGUGUGAGUGCUGUGUCUGGCAACAAAUGAAUCAAACUCUACCCCUCCGCCUCCCUUCUAUUACUUAUAUGUGUGCCUGAAGUAUCUAAUGUUUAAUGUCUUAAUUAUUUAUACCAACUAUGUGCAAUUAAGACGAUAAUGUAACAUGGUAGGCCAAAUUCUGUUUAUUUGCAUUGUGCCUUAAACAAAACUCUUGAUUAAAUAUUUUUAUUUUUACGUUUGUAACAAAUUCCCUUUGAAGACGAAUGAUAUUUUGCUCAAUAAAGCUUUUGUUUAACUUCA
Molecule: messenger RNA, 1886 nt
Organism: Myripristis murdjan (pinecone soldierfish)
Lineage: Eukaryota; Metazoa; Chordata; Actinopteri; Holocentriformes; Holocentridae
Gene: galk1
Product: galactokinase 1
Biological process (GO): carbohydrate phosphorylation; galactose metabolic process
Cellular component (GO): cytosol; cytoplasm
Molecular function (GO): galactokinase activity; ATP binding
Source: RefSeq, a predicted model, not a curated record